AUGGCCAUAAACUUUGGCGACCGCGCCAGCGGGUUCCGUCACUUCGAUGUGAUCAGAUUCAUCAACAAUGAGGUCCUUACGUACGGGGGCGGCCCUGAUUUCUACCAGGCCUUUCGCUCGCGGCCCUGGAAUGAGGUAGAGGACCGGCUGCGGGCCAUCCUCGCUGACCCAACGGUGCCGCGUGCCAUGAAGAGGGCCUGUGCCUGGAGCGCGCUGGCCUUGAGCGUGCGUGAGGGCGCGAGGCAGCAGGAGGAGCAGGCGACCCAGGUCCGGUGGCUGCAGGAGCAGGUGGAGGAACGAGAGGCGGCUUCUUGGGCCCUGGCCGCUGAGCUGCAGCGCCUGCGCGAGGAGCGUGACGCGGUCGUGGCGCAGCUGUAUUCCUCACACGCUGCCCUGCAGCAGGUGCUGCAGGAGCGCAAUAUGUUUUGUGGGCGGCUGCUCCAGAUAGAGACGUCAGCCCAGGUUACCCCGCUGGCCCAAGAGAUGGUGCCUGGGCCUCAAGUGGAGCAACUUGGGGCUGUAGUGGGGCCCAUGAGUGCAGAUCAGCAGAGAGAUGUAGCCAUGGGAGUGCAUGGCGGGCUGUAUUUCGAGGCCCAGAUGCCAGCUCCGACAGCUGUUGCUUAUGCGCCGGGACCCCUGAGUCCCUGGGCCCUGGCCAUGCCACCCCCUCUGCCAGUGCAGAUGCCAUACCCAUUUCCAAGCCAUGCACCAUUCCCGAUGGGAUUCCCAAGCUUGCCACCUGAACCACCAGCAGUAGUUAUGGAAGCAGAAGCUGCAGCUGUCCCAUUUCAGAUGCCUCCUCUGGGGACCUAUCCACCUGGCCCGUGGGCUUCAGUGGGCUUUCAGGAGGAGAUGGCCCCACUGUGGAACCAGGAGAGCUACAGCCAGGGGAAAGGUCCUGAGAUCCUGCAGGGUACAGUACCCUUAGGGGAUAUUGGAAGUCUUAACCAGGAAGGUGCAGAGAGGCCCCAGGGGAUGAUCCCCCUUGGGGGUAGCUGGAGCCACUGCCAGGAUGGAGGUCUAGAGAGGCUCCAGGGGAUGGUCCCCCUGGAGGCCAGUGGGGGCUGCAGCCAGGAAGAAGUUCCCAAAAGACCCCAGGGGACUGUCCCCCUGGGGGAUGGCAGAAAUCACAGGCAAGAAGAUCCAGAGAGGCCACAGGGGACUGGCCCCCUGGAGGGCAGCAGCAGCCAGGGCCAGGAAGGUGGUCCACAGAGGCCCCAGGGGAUGUGUGCCCCUGAGGGCAGCAGCAGCCAGAGUCAGGAAGGUGGUCCACAGAGGCCCCAGGGGAUGCGUGCCCCUGAGGGCAGCAGCAGCCAGAGUCAGGAAGGUGGUCCACAGAGGCCCCAGGGGAUGCGUGCCCCUGAGGGCAGCAGCAGCCAGAGUCAGGAAGGUGGUCCACAGAGGCCCCAGGGGAUGUGUGCCCCUGAGGGCAGCAGCAGCCAGAGUCAGGAAGGUGGUCCACAGAGGCCCCAGGGGAUGCGUGCCCCUGAGGUCAGCAGCAGCCAGAGUCAGGAAGGUGGUCCACAGAGACCCCAGGGGAUGCGUGCCCCUGGGGGCAGCAGCAGCCAGAGUCAGGAAGGUGGUCCACAGAGGCCCCAGGGGAUGCGUGCCCCUGGGGGCAGCAGCAGCCAGAGUCAGGAAGGUGGUCCACAGAGACCCCAGGGGUUGUGUGCCCCUGAGGGCAGCAGCAGCCAGGGCCAGGAAGGUGGUCCACAGAGACCCCAGGGGUUGUGUGCCCCUGAGGGCAGCAGCAGCCAGAGUCAGGAAGGUGGUCCACAGAGACCCCAGGGGAUGCGUGCCCCUGGGGGCAGCAGCAGCCAGAGUCAGGAAGGUGGUCCACAGAGGCCCCAGGGGAUGCAUGCCCCUGGGGGCAGCAGAAGCCAGGGCCAGCAAGGUGGUCCACAGAGACCCCAGGGGAUGCGUGCCCCUGGGGGCAGCAGCAGCCAGAGUCAGGAAGGUGGUCCACAGAGACCCCAGGGGAUGCGUGCCCCUGGGGGCAGCAGCAGCCAGAGUCAGGAAGGUGGUCCACAGAGACCCCAGGGGAUGCGUGCCCCUGGGGGCAGCAGCAGCCAGAGUCAGGAAGGUGGUCCACAGAGGCCCCAGGGGAUGCGUGCCCCUGGGGGCAGCAGCAGCCAGAGUCAGGAAGGUGGUCCACAGAGGCCCCAGGGGAUGCGUGCCCCUGGGGGCAGCAGCAGCCAGAGUCAGGAAGGUGGUCCACAGAGACCCCAGGGGUUGUGUGCCCCUGAGGGCAGCAGCAGCCAGGGCCAGGAAGGUGGUCCACAGAGACCCCAGGGGUUGUGUGCCCCUGAGGGCAGCAGCAGCCAGAGUCAGGAAGGUGGUCCACAGAGACCCCAGGGGAUGCGUGCCCCUGGGGGCAGCAGCAGCCAGAGUCAGGAAGGUGGUCCACAGAGGCCCCAGGGGAUGCGUGCCCCUGGGGGCAGCAGAAGCCAGGGCCAGCAAGGUGGUCCACAGAGACCCCAGGGGAUGCGUGCCCCUGGAGGCAGCAGCAGCCAGAGUCAGGAAGGUGGUCCACAGAGGCCCCAGGGGAUGCGUGCCCCUGGGGGCAACAGCAGCCAGAGUCAGGAAGGUGGUCCACAGAGGCCCCAGGGGAUGCGUGCCCCUGGGGGCAACAGCAGCCAGAGUCAGGAAGGUGGUCCACAGAGGCCCCAGGGGAUGCGUGCCCCUGGGGGCAGCAGCAGCCAGAGUCAGGAAGGUGGUCCACAGAGACCCCAGGGGAUGCGUGCCCCUGGGGGCAGCAGAAGCCAGGGCCAGCAAGGUGGUCCACAGAGGCCCCAGGGGAUGACCCCCCUGGGGUCCAACAGGAGACACGGCCAGGAAGGAGGUCCAGAGAGGCCUCAGGCAACCGCCCAGAGCCGUGAUGGGAGAGAAAACCUAAAGAAACAACAGCCUCAGGGGCAGAAGACCAAGCAGCCCAAAGGGGAGAAAGCAUCAGAAUCACACCACCAGAAGUCUACCCCAGGCUGCAGCUCACUGAUUUGGGAGUGCCCAUGGUGUAAAGGGGUGAAUUUUCCACGGCGCAAGUCCUGCUACAAAUGCAAGAGAGUCCGCGGGACAGUUGAGAGUGGAGGCCCGGACCCAGGACAAACUCACUGA
Messenger RNA from Hippopotamus amphibius kiboko, 3114 nucleotides. Its product is annotated as testis-expressed protein 13D-like. The transcript has a single exon. The record is from RefSeq and is a predicted model, not a curated record. Lineage: Eukaryota; Metazoa; Chordata; Mammalia; Artiodactyla; Hippopotamidae. The coding region runs from base 1 to 3114 and encodes 1037 amino acids.